CCGUAGAUGCCUGUUGCGCUCUUUACCCAGCAUGCACCGCGAAUUUUUAGCCAUCUUGUUGAGAGGUGGAAUUUUUUUUUUCUUCAGAAAUUUUGCUUCCCGAACUCUGUGAGCCCCGAAUCACUUUUACUCACAGCGUCUUAUCGUCUCGUUGGCGUCUUCACGAGCGAACUAGCGCGAGUCGCGAUUUGAAAAAUGAGAUAUUUGUAGUUGUGGUGUGAAAGCAAACCGUUUGCAGAAGUGUUUAUUAUUAUUUUUUUUUUAUAAGAUGCUAAAUGUGAGGCCGGGGGGAAGCGGGCCCCCAGCUCGCGCCUCGGAUUAAAGUGGCAGCUCAAGCCCGGGAGAGGCGUUACCCAGCUCGGCCUAGUGUGCACCGCGGACCCGGGACGGAGGCCGGUUUAAUCCGGUUAAAAAAAACAGUCAGUAUUAAAAUCGAAUCUGGAUUUUAAACAAAUUUUAAUGGCCAUCUCUUGGUUUGAGCGAUCGUUAGGAAUGCAACAGGACAGAAGAAGAAGAGGAAGAGCGAUGACGUAUGAUCAUUUAGGUUAACAGCUUAAAAACUGAUUUUGAUCCAACGCCACUUUUUCCCUGAGUUGUCUCUUCUUUAGCUUGUAAACGGAGUGCGUUUAUUUUUUUAGGCUCCGCGUGUUUAAGUAGGGCGUACAUUUGUCUACACAAGUAUCUUAACACUUCUAAGAUGUCAGCCAAGAAGAAGAGCUGCUUCCAGAUCACCAGCGUGACCCAGGCUCAGGUGGCCACGGUUGGCUGCGCAGAUGAUGCCGAGAGCCUGGACGAUCCGGACGAAUCCCGGACCGAGGACGCGUCGUCGGAGAUCUACGAACCGGAAGUGUGCGACCGGAGGAGUUCGGCAUCGUACAGUGCGUUGAACAGCGUCGGAGAAGGCGAGGCGGCUGCUCACAGAACGGCUCACCCGGGACAGUCUCACCAGCCUGGAGGUCCUGGUGCAGUGGGUGGUCCUGGUCAGCAAGCCACCUCCACCACCACCAGCUGCAGCUCACGCUUCCGAGUGAUUAAGCUCGACCAUGGCACAGGAGAGCCUUUCCGCAGGGGCAGGUGGACAUGCACAGAAUUCUAUGAGAAAGAACCCGAGGUGGCGACUGGUAGGACUGCAGAGGGGACCAGGCACGUCAACGAGCACGCCCCUGACCGGGAUAGCGGAUUAGGCGUCUCUGUAGUGGUUCAGUCCAGCCAGGCCUCGGAUGUCACCACCACCACCACCAUGCUCGAUCUGUCAGCAUCGCAUACCUCUGUGCACCCUUUCGAAUCCGGUAAUGACCCCGGUAAAACGGCACAGCCGGCUGUUCCCCCUCAGGCUCUUCUCGCACCGGGCUUAAACCAAGGCUCUCACGUACAGAUAUCACCCGUUACUCCACAGGCUUAUCAAAAUCAACCGCAGCAAAAUCCUCAAUUAUCCUUAGGCCUCCACAUGCCAAGCCAAACUAGCAUGUUGCCCGAGUACGGACAGCAGCACUUGCCCCACGCUGUCCCCAUGCAAGGGGAAAUCGGCAUCUCCAUACCAGCCAGCCAGUCGGGAGCUUCUGUUCCGACCCUAAUGGACUGGGCGGGAGUGAUGAGCGUGGCGGGGAUGCCGCCUCUCGCCCCCGCAACUUCGGUUCAGAUCGGACAGUAUUCGGGUGUACCCAUGACGGCUGGCCAAAAUUCACCUGUUCCGAGUGCAGUAGGCAUCCCAGUGCCCGAACAGAGUCGGAGGAAAUCGGACGCGGCUGCCUCUGCCCCCCUCGUUGCCCCUGUUAAAGAGGCUGGGAAACCCUUGAUUACGGAGGAGUUGCCCCUUAUGCCCAACCCUGGGGUGAACAGCCUGUUUGGGAUCUCCAUCCCCAUCGACGGGGACGAGGACAGGAACCCGUCUGCACUUUUCUACAAAACCUUCCAGCCUGGCGUCAGGCUUCAGAGUGCCUCUGGAGCGAGCGUCGUCGCCAUCGAUAAUAAAAUAGAGAAAGCAAUGGAUCUGGUGAAGAGCCACCUGAUGUACGCCGUGCGCGAGGAGGUGGAGGUGUUGAAGGAGCAGAUUAAGGAGCUGUGCGAGAGGAACUCAGUGCUGGAGCGCGAGAACGCCGUGCUCAAAUCUCUGGCCAACAGCGAGCAGCUGUCUCAGCUCUCGGCUCACACGGCCUCUACGUCAUCACCGACGCCGGCCUCGAACCCGCCGCAGCCCAGCGUCUCCUCCGCUUAACCAUCACACGCGUCCACGAGCACGUCGUCGCUCAGCACCAGCUUUAACCAGCAGCGCUUCAGUAUACAUGUGUGUUUGUGCGCGUGUGUGUGUGAGUACAUAUGAGUGUGUGUGUGGGGACCAGAAACGAUACAGAAGUGUUUCGUUCUUUCUUUGUUUUUUUUUUUUUUUUUUAAAGAAGAAGAAAAAAAAAAAAAGCCAUGAGAAGGGUUUAUUUUUUAAAGCCGUUUUCGAGCAAGAGUCUAUUUUUCGGAGCUGAUCAUACUUCAUGAAAGGAAAAAAAAAAAAGUAUAAAGUAUAUAUUAUUAUUUUUUUUGCUUGUGUCAAAUCACCAGUCAGUUAUUUAUUCGAGGGCUGCUACGUUCACACGUCCUGACCGUAACGAAACGUUUUUCUCUCACUCGACCCAGUAAAUUCAUUUUAAAAAGAACCGAAGUGCAGCCGGCAAAAAAACACACACACACACACGCGUUUAUAAUCACACACGUCAGAUAAAAGCAGCGGGUUCAAACACUAACGGCUGUUGGUUUUUACCUCUCAACUGCGAAUGUGAAGGGGUCACAUGAGUGAAUGUACAUGUAUUUCUUUUUUCGUAUUGUAAAGUGUGUACAGAGAGUGUCCUUGAAGAAGAAGUGAAGAAUGAUCUUCAGUUCUGGGGGACAAAAUGGAAAAAAAAUAUUUACGAAUGAAUUUUACUGCGCUCACGCUCUCUCUUUAUACCCUGACGCUUUUACGUUUUUGCUUCAUUUAUGCUUCACAUCCGGGCGCUUGAAAUGAAACACAGCCGAAGUAUCUGAUCUGCGCUUUCAAGCUAAAUGCUUCGGCUGUGUCUCAUUAAUUCGAAAACACAACUGCGGGGUUUACACUGUACGACACUGAUGCGAUUGAUUAUUUAUUUAUUUUUUUGCCUAGUGGCUAAAUUGUGUAUGAAUUUGGUUCGACAAAUGUGUUAUGAUGGAUUUCUGAUCUAAAUGGGAUGAUUUUCAUAAGUGUAGGAGCUCAGCGUAAAAACGAAUACAGAUAGAAGAAAUGAAAUGGAGGGGGGGAAAAAAAAUACAUUAAAGAUAGAUAUGACACGUCAAAGCUCUAGUACACAACGUCCGAGGUGACGGAGAGGAUUCCAACUUCAAAACGAUUUUUUUCAGCUUUCCAUGGCGUAAUCAGAAAUUAAUUUCACAGGUGAGGAUGAGGAAAUGUGCGAAAUAAAAAUCAUCUGUGCAAAUAAAUUAAAGUGUGAUCUGUCAACGUUGACGUUAACAUGUGUAGGAAAAAAAAUACCUUUAUGACCGCUCCACUGAAAAUGAUUAAAAUAACACAUUGUUAAUCAUUUAAAUUGUAGAAAUUUACUCUUCCCGCGUUUCAUCGGCACUCACUUCGGCAUCCCUAUGCUUAGAGUGUAGCUAGCUGUAGCUAGUAGGCUUCAAACAGAAAUUUUGCAACCCCAAAAAUUACUGCAUAAUGUCCACAAAUAAACAGUUGGAACUGUCAGAAACUAACCUCAACACCUCGGUCCAGUUCAUGCUUGGUUAAGAAUAGGGCUGUGCCAUAUCGUAUCGUCCGUGAUAUACCAGUACAUUUCCUCCCCAUGAUAAGACUUCGUCAUCCCGCAAUAUUGACGAUAUAGCUGAUGACGUGUUUACGCGCCGCAACGUGGGCAUCUCGGAAGGCGAGGUUCCAACCCUGGACAAGGAAGAAGAAUUAAUCCCCAAAAAACGGAGCUUCCUUUGUAAUAUGGAAGUGGUUCGGAUACAGAAGAUCAGAUGCGAGUCAGACGGCUCUCGACUGUACGCUGGUGUGACUUGCGGCCAAAAAGAUAGUGAUGAAUGUUACUAUUUUCAUAUCGUCAUUUAAAUCGUUACCGCAAAAAAAUACCAUGAAAUAUCGUGAUAUAGUUUUAAGUCUUUAUCACCCAUCCCUAGUUCAGAAUAGGUGCUAUGCAAAGUGUACGAUUGGGGAAAGAAGUCACAAAGGGCCUUUGUGCACCAUGAAGCAGUAAAAUUAUAUUGAUGUGUUACAGGCUGCAUGAGUGAACAGCUUCACGGUUUCACAGAAAUGGUAGGGAUGGGUGGGGGAAGCCUCAGAAAGCUUUAAGGCUAUUCCCAGAUUGAGCCUCAGAGUAUCGAAAAACAGCAACAUCUUGUGGUUUGCAAAAAUUAGAGCAAUGAUAAAUUCAAGAGCGUUGAUUAAGCUGCUUCUGAUAAAGCACCCGCAUGAUGUAGACCUUCAGUCUACGUGCACAAAUAGACUAACAACAAAUAGACUACUUAUUAAAAUGUGGCUAUAAGUAUAGAAGUAAUUUCUAUUUUUAUGUCACGUACACCCGAGAAAAGCAUUUAGCUGCACGUCGUACUGUGUAUGGUUGUGUAUGUGACCAAUAAAAUUUGAAUUAAAUACUAAAUAGGUGCCAAAUAUUAUAAUAUUGAUGCAAUAAAAUAAUGCUUAACUAGUGGUACAGUUCGGCAAAAUUCCAGUCCCGACACUCAACCAAUCCAACUAACGACCCAUGAUGUGAGGUGGCGUUUCGAACCUUCUGACACUCGAAAUGAUCAUGUGAUUCUCUGAAAACGAUACAAACCUCGAUACGGCGCUUCAGUGAGAUUUCUUCUGCCUACUCAAAACACACGUCAGAGCCUCCGUAUCAAAUCCAACAUCACUAAAGGAUGGUAAUAGGUUUAACUUGACGUUGAGGGAAAAUGUCCAAAAGAAACAUCAAAAAAAAAUUGGAUUAAAAUUGAGGUGUCAGAGAAAACUCGAAAUUGAAAAAGAGAAUAAAUAGAAAUAGAUUUUACAAUGUCUACCAUGGAGGAUGAGUUUAUAAAGAAAAGAUACAGAGCUGUGAUUUACUGUGAUUCUAUUACAUUAUAUUACUAAUUGUACAGGUACAUUUUACUCUUUUUAACUGAAAAAAAACCUCUUGGUUUAAUUAUUUUUUUCUUGUGAAUUUUGCAUUUAUUAUUAAAUACUAUUACAUUUUAAAACAAUUCAAUUCGAACUUUUCAAUUCAACCUUGUUAUGAAGCCGUUGGUUGUGACCGUAACUGACUGCAGUUAAGCUAGCCGCUCUUCACCAUACCACUGAAAGUCAAUUCAACUGCACGGAAAGUUUGGGGGUGUGGCUUUUAGACACUUUGCGGUAGUAGUGCCGGACGCUGAAAAAGUAGUAAGAAAAUGGCAAAACUGGUGCCAAAACAGUAAAAUCUUCAGAAUCGCCUAAACAUUUGUGCAGUUGGUGCUGCCACCAAGCAGUGCCUGACCGAUUCCCCACUCAGAACCCUCCAUCAUGGAUUCUUUCGCCAACUCUACAAAGUAUGAUAGAAGCAGCUUCAGGUGGCGAGACUGCACCAGGACAGGAAGUACCUGGCCUUGUUUUAAAGUGUGUGUAAUAGGCAUAACUAAGAAAUCUUGUUCACUAUUAUGUUGAAUCGUAAUUGGUUGCACAUGGUGAUGUCCACGUAUGAGCCUAAUGACAAGUUAAAAGCAGCUGAUUACAAGAUCUGAGGAGAUUGGAGGUGUAGCUCUUUAUCUUCAGAUUUAAAAACAUUUAAAAAAAAAUAAAAAAAUCAUUGUCUCAGUUUCUGUGAAUUUUCAGUGCAUAAAUUAAUCCAAACUUGGCUAAAAUAAUGUAGCUAAUUAAUAACAUGAACCCUUUACAAUUUGAUCUCCAUCGUCGUGUCUUGUGAGCGCUAAUCAGAUCAUCGUACAGUGUAAUCCCCAAACGACGACUCCCGAACGUGAAGCACAAGUCCAACACCUUGGCUGUGUCUCAAUCCAGUGCAAAGCACACACUGGGUUAGGGUUAGGGUUUUGAUUAAAAUGUUCGUAACAACGAGACAAUAAUCUGACCUUUGCUGUGUUUCAUUUAAACGUGCCUAACUAGAGGCGCAAAUCCGAAACAUCGGACCGCUUUAAAUGAAACGCAGCUGACAUGGAAUUCACGUCAUGGCUGUGUUUCAUUCAGAUAUCUGUAAAUAUGAGGCACAAUCUCAACAUUCUGGUUGUAUUUCAUUUAAAUAAUUCCGUAAUGUGAAGUGUAAGGCCAACAAAUAAAACAUUCUCUCACGAUUAGUACCCUGAAAAGCAACAUUCUAAACGAGACACAGUCGACGUCUGACUUGUGCUUCAUGUUCGAGCCUUUUAAACAAACUGCCUCGGCUGUGUCUCAUUCAGAAGUUUCUAGAUACGAAGUACAAGUUUGACACUAGCUGUUUUUCUUACACAGCCAAGGCGAAAGACUUGUCAUUCUUCUGAUUAAGGUUCUUCAAAUGAGACACAUCCGACACUUUUUUUUUUUUUUUUUUUUUUUUUUUUUUUUAAUCUUUUCAGGUUGGGAUGGGGGUUUACAAAAUAAAAAAAUAAAAGCUGUGAAAAAUCGUUUCAACCGACUUUGUAACCAAAGAUGCAAAGCAGUGUAAUUUUUUUUUUUUUUUAUUUUAUGCACAUUUUGUUGUUAUUGUUCACAAUUGUCGUCGCUUUUUAGCAUGUUCUUGCAUGUUCUAGUAUUUUCUUCUUUUUUUUUUUUUUUUUUUUUUUUUAAAUGUCGAACCACUUCCAUACCUCAUGUUUGUAUUCUGGUUGUGAGAUAGGCUGUGAACAAUGUCAUGACAGGGGGAGCGGAGAUUGGGGGGGUAGGUGGGGGGGGGUAAAAAGAAAAAAUGAAAACUAGUGUUCUUUCUGCGCACUAGCCAGCGGAAAAAAAUAUGAAGUGAGCCAUGUUUUUGUUCCUUUAAAUGGUGUUGGAGUUUCAUAUGCCAAUAGUUUUGUUACAUUGCAAAAACAAAUUUAAUGUAUUUAAAUAAAUGCAAUAUUCAAACUCCUGA
Molecule: messenger RNA, 7031 nt
Organism: Pangasianodon hypophthalmus (striped catfish)
Lineage: Eukaryota; Metazoa; Chordata; Actinopteri; Siluriformes; Pangasiidae
Gene: tsc22d2
Product: TSC22 domain family 2
Exons: 4
Coding region: 698-2215 (505 amino acids)
Biological process (GO): regulation of transcription by RNA polymerase II
Source: RefSeq, a predicted model, not a curated record